UCUCCAAACCAACCCAGCCAUCCAACACAAGACAAGCUAAUUAAGCUGCCUCUCAUCACCUUCUCCUUGGGUUAGAUUGAUAGCUAGACUAGACACACGCACGCACGCCAGAUUGACUACUGGUCUCAUAGAUAGAUAGAUAGACUAUUAAUAGCGAUGGAGAAGGUGAUGAUGAGCAGGAAGCCGGGUGACUGGAGUUGCAGGUCGUGCCAGUACCUCAACUUCUGCAAACGGGACGCUUGCCAGCGGUGCGGCGAGGCUAAGCUGGGCGCUGAGCGGCCGGACUACGCGGCCAUGGGCGGCAGCUGGGAAGUCAAGCCCGGCGAUUGGUACUGCGGCUGCUGCGGCGUCAAUAACUACGCCAAUCGCGCCAGCUGCUUCAAGUGCAGCGCCGCAAGGACAGACUCCGCCGCCGUGGCGCACAACUGGGGGUUCAACGCCGCUGGCCAGGCCGGCUGGAAGGCCGGCGACUGGAUCUGCCCCAGACUGGAUUGUAACGUGCAAAACUACGCCAACAGAACCGAGUGCUUCCGCUGCAAUGCGCCCAAAUCAUACUAUGGUUAAAAAGACAGGCCUGAAAA
Molecule: messenger RNA, 581 nt
Organism: Triticum dicoccoides
Lineage: Eukaryota; Viridiplantae; Streptophyta; Magnoliopsida; Poales; Poaceae
Exons: 3
Coding region: 157-564 (135 amino acids)
Cellular component (GO): cytoplasm
Molecular function (GO): mRNA binding
Source: RefSeq, a predicted model, not a curated record